AUGGCACUCACACAGCAGAGAGCUACAACAGCAGAGUAUUUAACACAGAAUCCACCACACAACCUAACCACGCGCUGGGAGCGUAUUUAUCAGCAGACCGAAGACCAGAGCAUCGCCUGCCUUCCUGCCACAAUGAGCGAUGACGCGGCACACGGCACAGCCGCCACCAAGGUGUUGCUCUAAUCGGUUAUCGUGUGGAAGGAGCCCCCUGUGCUCCGAUCUACGGCACACUCAUAAUACGUGGUGGUGCAAAGGACAAGUGCGUGACAGCGAGGCCUCUAUGGACGCUGCUGUUGCAGCGCAAACAAAGCCCGCACACAGCGUGAACGGCGUGAACAGGGAAAUGAGAAAAAGUUCAUAGUGCGGCGAAAUCUCGAAAUCUCGACACAGUCUCGCGUCCGCUGAUUGGCUGGGUUUGUUGAUGUCAUCUGGCCCGAAGAUCUCUCGGCUCUUUGUGGAAAGCGCACGCCCCACGCCCACGCCCCCGCCACGUCCUCUCACUCUGUUUUCCUCCCCCACAUCUCCUCAACACCUUACUCUUUUCACUACUUCCACCUCACAUCAAGAUGAAGUCCUGCGUUGUAGCCGCUGCCUGCGUGGCCGGAGCCCAAGCCUUCGUGGCACCCAGGUGAGAACAACCGACGACAGAGGGAGACAGAGAUUCGGCGCACGAUUUCGUCGAGGUCAUGGCCAUAAAGUAGGCAGCUGUCCUUUGGUGUUUUGGCACGUCUUGUCACAUGCGCGGCAAGGGCACGUUGCGGUGUGCUCCCACUCCUCACGGAAGAUCAUAAAUGCGCGCCACAUGUUGUGCGCACCCGUGCCUGCGUGUGUCAGCUUGUUUUCUGCACUGCCGUACGUAGUGCAGCGCGAAGCCGCGCUGGUCAUUUCUCUCGGGAACCGCAUACAAGAACUAUGCUGUCGGUUACCUUUCGUGUUGCACAUGAAAUCUUGAGAAAGGUUAAGGAGUCAACAAAUGCGUUGGUCUCUUCCUUUCGGCACAACGAUGCCUCUCGCACAGCCGAGGUUGUCUUCGCACGCGCAUACAGCGGGGAACAACGCAGGUUCGUGCGGUGUUUGUUUCGUGGGCGCACGCGCGCUGAUUCGUUCUUUGUUGGCUGUAUUUCACAACCUUCAUCACGAAGACAUGCCGAAAUCUGCGCCUUUUUCUAACUUCGGUACCUCAGCAUUUCGCGUAGCGUCGGCUGUCAAUGCCUUGAAGUGCCUCGUCCUCAACAGCACGCUUGUCGUCUUGAUGAGGACCUGUGUGUGGAGUUGCUAACAGAGUAAAUAGAGUCGUCAUCUGCAGCUCGCCGUUUUGUCGGGGGGGCUUUGAUUAAGAGAACGAUCGGAACGAAAACAAUGCGCUGCCUUCAUGAACCACGUCGCCCUCGUCCCGUCAGACAAAUUUAGCCGUGUCCGUAUGGCGACUGAACGAGUGCGCCUCACACCUUUCUCUAGUACAAGUUCGUAAGUGUUCGAUCAAGAUGGCCGUCGUUUUGUCGAGUGGCGUGGCAGAUACGAGCAGCGGUGUCCGUCGCCCCAUGAACCGAUGUGUGUCUCCACAAACCUCCGACUUGGACUGCUUGGUCCUUUCGCCGCGCUCAUCAACCACCAGCAGUAGUUGCACCGAGUGUGCAGCCUCGAAAUCAUGCAGUGGCAUGGUCCCACCGGCAGUCCGUUGUCAUGAUCUCUCAGUCGAACAUGUCCGCAUGGACUCCGUCAACUUGCGAGUCAGCUUGUUUUUUUCGUGUGAAGUCCACUCAGCUUCGAACCACGGCGGAUGGGUACAGCCACACACCGGCGUUUCGUUUCCACGCAAACGCGCAACAUCGUCUCGAUCGUUGUCUGUUGUAUGCAUACAAUGCCUACAAACCCUUAAGAAUCUCCAAAAUCCCCGAGCCGUGGUUGAUUCAGGAAAACAGCAAUUACGAAAGCCCCUCCCGGGUUAACAUCAACCUUUGACCCGCCUUCCCUUUCUCCUCCCCUUGCCUUAUCACUGUCGCCACCUACAACCACAGCGCGUUCAACGGCGCC
Molecule: messenger RNA, 2034 nt
Organism: Ectocarpus sp. CCAP 1310/34
Lineage: Eukaryota; Phaeophyceae; Ectocarpales; Ectocarpaceae
Source: the annotation of a GenBank genome assembly